CUGAGGGAGGGAGGGAGGAGGAGGAGGGGAGGGAGAAGAAGGGAGAGAAGGAGGAGGAGGAAGAGGAAGAAAGAGUCCGAAGGAGCUGCCGCUCCUGCCCGGGCCGGCGCCGGGGAUGGUGUUGGCCGCGGCAGCCGGGCCCUGACGCCGCGCUCAGGUGGAAGCAGCAGGAAUGCUAACACUGGCAAGCAAGCUGAAGCGGGAUGAUGGUGUCAGAGGACCCCGUGCGUCCAACCCGGCGUCGGACUCUACUCGGAGGGUGUCUGUGCGGGAUAAAUUGCUUGUUAAAGAGGUUGCAGAGCUUGAAGCUAAUUUACCUUGUACAUGUAAAGUGAAUUUUCCUGACCCAAACAAGCUUCAUUACUUUCAGCUAACUGUAACCCCAGAUGAGGGCUAUUACCAAGGUGGAAAGUUUCAGUUUGAAACUGAAGUUCCUGAUGCCUACAAUAUGGUGCCUCCAAAGGUGAAGUGUUUGACAAGGAUCUGGCAUCCCAACAUUACAGAGACGGGAGAAAUCUGCCUAAGUUUAUUGAGAGAACACUCAAUCGAUGGCACUGGCUGGGCUCCAACUAGAACAUUAAAGGAUGUUGUCUGGGGAUUAAACUCCUUAUUUACUGAUCUUUUGAAUUUUGACGAUCCCUUGAAUAUUGAGGCUGCAGAGCAUCAUCUGCGUGACAAGGAGGACUUUCGGAAUAAAGUUGAAGAUUACAUUAAGCGCUACGCGAGAUGAUGAAGGGAGAAGGAUGGCAGGACCAUGGCUUCCACACUAGAGUUGUCCUUAACUUCAACAACAACAAUAAACCAGCCCGGAUUGUACUAGUCCUGUGUCCAUGUUGUACUGAAGAAGAAAAACUAACUUCAUAACCUGUCCAUGUUCAAAGGAGAGUUCAGCAUAAAUACAGCAAGAAAUUGUGUCUGUUGGUUGAAAAAGUUGUUUGCUUCCUUUUAAAAAAUGUUUACUCUUCUGAACUGUACUGUAUAUCCUGUUGAUGAGAUAUGCUUGAGAAGUUAAAGAAAUCACUAUUGAAAUUGUAAUUACACUUUUUUUUUUUUAACUCUUGCCUAGUCUGGAGGGGGGAAGGAAAACAAACCCAAACAGAAAAGGUGGCGUGUUUUUGGAACACUCGGAGUUGGCAAUAAAUGGUCUCCUGUGAACCAAAUCACAAAACUGUUGCCUUCGAUGAGCAGAAACAAUAUGAGCUUUUCCCAGGAGUCGCUCAGCUGAGGCUUAGAGCUUGCCAGAAUGCAAGUGCAAAAUGAGAUUCUACUUCUGGUAUUGAAAUUCUCAAUGCUAUUUAAUGUAAGUAUGUUUUUGUCACAGUUUGGAAUUUUUACAUUAUUAAUUUCAGCCCCUGUUUGGGCUACAGUAUUUUUUUUUGUUUCUAUUCAUUGUGUGAAGUAGUUAAAAGAAAUACAGGCUAAUGGGUAACUUAAGUAAAUGUUUAGUAUUAGUAAAAAUUACAUAUAUAUUAUAUAUUUCUGUAAAAAUUUAAUGGAAGGGAGAUUUUUUUUUUUUUUAAGAAAUCUACCUUUGGCUUUCUGGUCUGGAUGUGGUGAGGGAGCAUGAGAUGCUGUUUGAUCUGACAACAGUAAAUUCAGGCACCAUUACCUGGAGAACACCUAAUUGUGUUCUCCAGACUCCUGCACUGGAAGGGAAUGAUGGAGCUGGGACCCAUAAUACACCACACCCCAUCCGUGCACGCUUGGCUUUCUCAGUGACUGGAAAGGAUGUUGAUGCUGUAAUUGCCUUUUCUGUGAGGAGCUGUGUGGCAGACACAGUGUGUGUGAGCAGGGAGCCUGCAGGAGAGAGUAGCAUGUACCUCAGGAAUCACUUCAGUCCGUGUGCCAGAGCUCCCUGGGCAUCGUCCGGGAUUGAGAUCACGCAGAGGGAGGUGAUGGAACCGACUCGAGCUUUUAUAAACCAUAGAAAUAAAUGUUUGUGUGGUUUUUUACAGAGCAGGUGUGUGUGUGACACUUGGGCAUCGACUGUUGGGUUUUUACCCCCUUCAUUCUUUCCUGCUGUUCCUCUGCAGAUGCUGAAAGAAAUCAAAAUAAUCUCCGUUGUGAGAGAUGGUGGCAGAGCUGGGGUGCAAACUGUAAGCACAGUACAACUUUUCAUGUUUUAAGUUUUCCCUGUGCCUUUUCCCUUACAGCUCCACAGGCUCCUGUAGCUGUUACUGGAGGUCUGGGAAAGCAGGGAGAUGAAAUGCAGGGAUUGGGAUGCAGGAGAGCUUCGCCUGAGGAUAAUAGUGGCACCCUGUCUGUUCACAGUGAAACAUGGAUCAGCCUAUUAUUUUAAGCAGGCAACUGCAGUGAGAGAUCUUUGCUGCCCAAACAGAAAUGUCAGGGAAGGUAAGAAGUAAAACACUCACAAAAAUAGAAAGGUUGGGAAAUACAUCCAGAAAUACAUCAGAAGAAUUCUCUUGUUUUUGAGCUGAAAACUCUGAACCAGUUUUCUGUAAUGAAGAUGAGUAAUCCUUGCUGUAGUGGCACCCUGGUAGUGUUAUCACCUUCCAUCUUUCAGGAAAAGGGGUCAAACUGCCCAUUUCUUGGGCUGUCAUCCAUGCCUAGCUCCCAACUUGUCCCGGGAAGCCGCUGCAGAUGCGCCAGGGCAGAGCAACUCCAGGGUGCUGCUCCAGGAGCCAGGAAAGCUGUGCCAGGGUGGGCAGCAGGUUUGGGGUAUCAGAGAAUAGAGCUAGAGCUGCAGCUCUCAAAGCCCAUCCCCACCUCCAGAACAAUCCUGCUGUUAAAAUCCUUCCCUGUGUUUUUGCUUGCCUGGAGAAGAUGAGCAGAAUAAUAAAGUUUGGACACUGUUAAAUACUA
Messenger RNA from Manacus vitellinus (golden-collared manakin), 2823 nucleotides. RefSeq names its product ubiquitin conjugating enzyme E2 F (putative) (gene UBE2F). Gene Ontology annotation, molecular function: NEDD8 transferase activity. Gene Ontology annotation, cellular component: nucleus. Gene Ontology annotation, biological process: protein neddylation. Bases 173 to 730 code for a protein of 185 amino acids. Lineage: Eukaryota; Metazoa; Chordata; Aves; Passeriformes; Pipridae. The record is from RefSeq and is a predicted model, not a curated record. The transcript has 10 exons.